CUAUAAAGAGCAGAUGUCUUCGAUGGUGUCCCUGCCCCCUGGCCGAAUGGCCUCGAGAUUGGUUGUUGUGCCUCCAUGUAGAUACGCGGAUUCGUGCGAGCCACGAUUUAAUAUUUCACUCAAAGGGCAAUCAAUCAAUUCAUGAUGAAACCAACAGAAGAUGCCUGUUAAUUCAGUAGCAAUCCCUGCUAUCUCAUAUCAGGAACUUGUAGAGGACUUUCCUCUACUGAAGUAAUCCUGAGACCAGUGUAGGCCGGUGUUCACGACGCGCAGUCCCAGUUGCAAACGGGGGAAAUAAAAAUUUAACAAUGUUGUACAUCACGUGUCGCUUUUGCAAGGAAACACUGAGAAACGGUGUUAAGACGGCCCGCGGUGUUAGGAACGCUGCCUCGGUUGCCGCCAGCAUCGACAAGAGCAACGAGCUGGCGCUCCUGGGCCAGAAGUACACGACCGACGACUGGACGAACAUCACUCCGAAUAUCAUCGCCAAGCUGGGGAGAAAUCUGCACGUGCAGCAGCACCAUCCGCUCUCGCUUCUACGUCAACGCGUCGUGAAUUACUUCUACGGACGGUUCCGCGGCACGAGCGGCACCCCGUCGUUCAGUAUCCACGACAACAUAUGUCCCGUGGUCACGGUCCAGCAGAACUUCGAUUCCCUCCUCGUGCCGAAGGAUCAUCCGAGCAGGAGGAAAACCGACUGCUACUUCGUGAAUCAGGACACGCUGCUGCGGGCGCACACCACCGCGCAUCAGGCCGAGCUGAUCUCGAUGGGGUUGAACAAUUUCCUCGUCGUCGGCGACGUGUACCGGCGCGAUGAGAUCGACAGAACGCACUAUCCAGUCUUCCACCAGGUCGACGCGGUCAGGCUGUGCACGUCGCGGGAGGUGUUUCACAGCGUGGACGACUCCGAAAGUCUACAGCUGUUCGAGCACAGGGGGACGGAGAGCGCCGAGAAGCAGGCCUGUCAUAGUCUGGAGGCGGUGAAGGUGAUGGAGCAGGAACUGAAGAGCACUCUAACUAGUCUGGCACAAGCUAUCUUUGGGGAAGACGUGCAAUGCCGAUGGGUCGACCAGUACUUCCCAUUCACCCACCCGUCGUGGGAACUGGAGAUAUUGCACAACGACACUUGGCUUGAGAUACUCGGCUGCGGCAUCAUGCGCCAGGAAAUUCUACAGAAGUCCGGUGCCGUGGAUCGGAUCGGAUGGGCAUUCGGUCUCGGCUUGGAGCGUUUGGCCAUGCACUUGUAUAAUAUUCCAGACAUCAGAUUAUUCUGGAGCAACGACGCGGGUUUUCUGAAUCAAUUCAAAGUGGACGAUCCUAAUGCACGUAUCCAAUACAAGCCCGUCAGUGUGUACCCACCUUGUACCAACCACAUGAGUUUCUGGUUGCCGGAAGACGGAAGUUACUCUUCUCACGACUUCUAUGAUAUAGUUAGAGAAAUAGGCGGUGACACGAUCGAACAGAUAUCAUUAAUAGACGAGUUCGUACAUCCAAAGAUGAAGAAAACGUCACAUUGCUACAGCGUGGUCUACAGACACAUGGAGCGCACAUUGACUCAGAGAGAAGUCAAUAGGAUUCAUGAGAAAAUAGAAAGAGCGACAGUCGCUAAACUCAAUGUAGUUAUCCGAUAAAGUUGAGAAUAAAAUGUUUUCCGAACAAA
Vollenhovia emeryi is the source of this 1660-nucleotide messenger RNA. RefSeq names its product probable phenylalanine--tRNA ligase, mitochondrial (gene PheRS-m). Bases 309 to 1631 code for a protein of 440 amino acids. The record is from RefSeq and is a predicted model, not a curated record. Gene Ontology annotation, molecular function: ATP binding; phenylalanine-tRNA ligase activity; tRNA binding. Gene Ontology annotation, cellular component: cytoplasm; mitochondrion. NCBI's taxonomy places the organism in Eukaryota, Metazoa, Arthropoda, Insecta, Hymenoptera, Formicidae. Gene Ontology annotation, biological process: phenylalanyl-tRNA aminoacylation. The transcript is spliced from 5 exons.